Messenger RNA from Dibothriocephalus latus, 717 nucleotides. The record is from the annotation of a GenBank genome assembly. Lineage: Eukaryota; Metazoa; Platyhelminthes; Cestoda; Diphyllobothriidea; Diphyllobothriidae.
AACGCUAUAACGCUGAUACGGCACCUGGUUACUGGUGGGACAACACCGGUGCUGGAAAGGUGGGCAAGCUACGGCGAUGAAUUCUGUGAUAUUAUGGACCUCCAAGACGAUGCAUUCAAGAGACUAGAGCGUGAAUUAGCGAAAAGGUUCAGCCAGACGAUUAGUCAGAAUAAAUACAAACGUCCACAGAUCAGCCAAAUGAGUUUCCAGGAUCCACAGCUAGCCAGUAUCCGAUCUCAGAAUAGGGGCUCCCAAAUGACCUUCGGAAAACUCUUCUGUGAGGCGCUUACGCGUUAUGGCAUCCUCUGUCUUGGUCUAUUUAGACUCAGCACCUCGGCCUGCGCCAUACUCACUGCCCGGGUUGGUGCUGGGCGGCCAGAAUGCCAGGGGGACACCCACGACCCGCUAGGCCAAAACCCAUCAUCAAAUUCCUGUUCAUUGGAGGGCAAACCGCAGGUUCAGCGUUCUUCGAAGGCGAGUAGUGUUAAGGAACAGGCCCAACUACCCUCUUUUGUAGCUAGCCUCCAGGUCCCGUCGGCGGCGUUACCACAAGCUGCUGACGCUACUGAUUCCUCCGUUAGACACAAAGUAGCAACUCAGCCCAACUUCCUAGCUGCGAACAGUCGCUAUGUAAUUACAUAUCCACCCAUUGACUUCCCUGUUUACAAAACAGACCUGGUGUUCUGUCUUACGCCGCACGUAGGAGAAAUAGGUUAA